Messenger RNA from Drosophila serrata, 1197 nucleotides. Its product is annotated as putative odorant receptor 83c. Lineage: Eukaryota; Metazoa; Arthropoda; Insecta; Diptera; Drosophilidae. The record is from RefSeq and is a predicted model, not a curated record.
AUGAAGAGUCCUGUGGAAGUAAGCCCGUCACAUCGCUUUCGCGAACUAUCAAAGGACAUUAACAAGUUAAUAGUUCUUUUGGGAUUGGAUAUAUUUGCACCAAGUGUGAAAUUUAACUAUCGCACUGUGACCACUACCAUUCUGCUUGCCAACUUCACAUCCUUUACCAUUUUCUCCAUAUUCAAUAAUGGCACUGAUUGGGAGAAAAAUUUAAGGGCCACCUCGAUGAUUGGUGGACUGCUGCACAUUCUUGGGAAGUUCCUGACCUGCCUGUUUAAACAGCAGGACAUGCAGAAACUCAUAUUAUUCACAAGCAGUAUUUACGAAGAGUAUGAAAAUAGGGGAAUACUCUACCGCAAAAUUCUGCAUUCAAACAUCGAUCGGUUGCUCGGCUUCAUUCGAAUCAUUCGCAAUGGUUACAUCGUUACCUUUAUAAUGUUGUCAAUGCCAAUGGCCAUGCUGGUUUACGAUGGAACUCGGGUCACCGCAAUGCAGUUCGACAUCCCUGGCCUUCCGUUGGAGAGGAAUUAUGGCUACAUACUCACCUACAUAAUUCACUUUAUUUCACUGAACGUUGGUGCCAUUGGAUUUUAUGGCGGAGACUUGUUUGUCUUUCUCGGAUUAACUCAGAUUAAAACAUUUGCCGAUCUGAUGCAGCUUAAAAUAGAUGAGCUAAACGAAGCCCUGGUUCAUAAAGCUCAAUCAAGAGAACUAUUGGCAGUGAAUGUACAGAUUGAAGGAGAAAAUGAUCGACUACACCUUUUAUUAAAGGUCAUUAAAUGGCAUCAACUUUUAACGGAAUACUGUCGCACGGUGAACGCUAUAUACCAUGAAUUGAUCGGCACUCAGGUCAUAGCCAUGGCCUUGUCAAUGCUGCUUAGUUUCUGUUUAAAUUUAAGUGGUUUUGACUUGUCGCUGACUGUCUACUUUGUGGUAUCAGCUUACAGUAUGUCCGUCUAUUGUUUGCUAGGCACCACAAUUGAAUAUGCAUAUGACCAAGUCUACGAUAGUAUCUGCAAUGUGGACUGGUACGAGUUGAGUGUUAACCAGAGGAAGCUCUUUAGUCUCAUGCUGCGGGAGUCUCAGCAUCCCCUUACUAUUGAGAUCCUUGGAAUUAUGUCGCUGUCUGUUAAUACAGCUCUACAGAUUGGAAAAGUAAUUUAUAGUUUAUCCAUGGUGGUGAUGAAUCGUCAAUAA